AUGAAUGAAUCCACAGAUAGCAGGCUAUGUCUGGGGCGUGUGCCAGCGCAGAGUGGACCGCUCCCCAAGCCCUCCCUCCAGGCUCUGCCCAGCUCCCUGGUGCCCCUGGAGAAGCCAGUGACCCUCCGGUGCCAGGGACCUCCGGGCGUGGACCUGUACCGCCUGGAGAAGCUGAGUUCCAGCAGCUACCAGGAUCAGGCGGUCCUCUUCAUCCCGGCCAUGAAGACACAUCUGGCUGGACGCUACCGCUGCUCCUACCAGAACAGAAGCCUCUGGUCCCUGCCCAGCGACCAGCUGGAGCUCGUUGCCACCGGAGUUUUUGCCAAGCCCUCGCUCUCAGCCCAGCCAGGCCCGGCGGUGUCCUCAGGAGGGGACGUAACCCUACAGUGUCAGACUCAGGAAGGCUUUGACCAAUUUGCUCUGUACAAGGAAGGGGACCCUGCGCCCUACAAGAAUUCCGAGAGAUGGUACCGGGCUAGUUUCCCCAUCAUCACAGUGACCGCCGCCCACAGCGGAACCUACCGAUGCUACAGCUUCUCCAGCGGGAACCCAUACCUGUGGUCGGCCCCCAGCGACCCCCUGGAGCUCCUGGUCACAGGAACCUCCGUGACCCCCAGCCUGUUACCAACAGAACCACCUUCCUCGGUAGCAGGUCCCGCCCGCCAGUACUACACCACGGGCAACCUGGUCCGGAUAUGCCUCGGGGCUGUGAUCCUAAUACUCCUGGCGGGGUUUCUGGCCGAGGACUGGCACAGCCGCCGGAGGAAGCGCCUGCGGCACAGGGUCAGGGCUGUGCAGAGGCCGCUUCCGCCCCUCCCGCAGACCCGGAAAUCACACGGGGGGCAGGAUGGAGGCCGACCGGAUGUUCACAGCCGCGGGUUACGUUCAUGACCACUGAACCCCAGGCACGGUCGUAUCCAAGGGACGGAUCAUGGCAUGGGAGGCGACUCAAAGACUGUGGCGUGUGUGGGGCGUGGAAGCAGGAGGGCAGAGGCUCCAGCUGUGGAAAGGAGGCCAUGCUGCCUCCUCCUGGUGUUCCAUCAAGGAGCCGUUCAGCCAGUGUCUGUCUGGCUGGCUGGCUCUCUGU
Messenger RNA from Nomascus leucogenys (northern white-cheeked gibbon), 1087 nucleotides. Lineage: Eukaryota; Metazoa; Chordata; Mammalia; Primates; Hylobatidae. The record is from RefSeq and is a predicted model, not a curated record.